CUCUGUGUUAAGUGGUAAAGUACUUCCUCCGGUGCUAGAAUAUUUUUACCAGCUGAAUCUGAUCUAUUAUCAGAGAAGAAGGACAUGAAUCCUGCCAAACUUAGAAGCCGAACGGAAAAUCGCUUUAAGGCUGAAGAAGAACAAGAAAUGGAUAAUUUAGGGAAAAAAGCAUGGGAUAAUCCAGCCUUUGAUGGUUCUCCAUCCCCACAGAUAAAAGCAAUCUACAAUCCCAAAACCAUCGUGGAGAAUCCCUAUGACAGUAUGGAUCAUUUGGGGGAUCCGCCGCCCUAUCAAGAGGAACAAAAAAAUAAAAGGUCAAAUUUAUGUGUAGAGUUCUUCGUCAACAUUGCCAGAGGCAUAAGAGGCCUUUGGGGAACAACAUUAACAGAGGAUACAGCCGAAAACAGAGAGCUUUACGUCAAGACAACACUGCGAGAGCUUAUGGUUUAUAUAGUCUUCUUAGUGGACAUCUGUCUCUUGACUUAUGGAAUGACAAGCUCCAAUACCUACUACUACACUAACGUCAUGUCCAAACUGUUCCUGGACACACCAGCAGACAACGGGGUUACGUUCAAAACUAUCAGCAGCAUGGCCGACUUUUGGUCGUAUUCACAGGGUCCGUUACUUGGGGGUCUUUAUUGGACCAAGUGGUACAACAACGCAUCUUUAGACAACAGCCCCAAUUCUUUUAUCUACUAUGAGAAUCUUUUGCUUGGGGUUCCACGUCUGCGUCAGCUAAAGGUAGAGAACAACUCGUGCGUUGUACAUAAAGACUUCCAAGAAGAUAUUACCGGAUGCUAUGAUGUAUACUCCAAAGACAAAGAGGACAAAAGCCCGUUUGGACUUUUUAACGGGACUGCUUGGAACUACUUCACGGAGGACGAACUCGGAGGAUCAUCUCACUGGGGAAAAAUAGCGACUUAUAGUGGAGGAGGAUAUUAUAUAGAUCUGGAACGUACCAAAAAUGACAGUUUAAGGGAGCUACAGAUAUUGAAAAGUAACCUCUGGUUGAAUAGAGGAACACGUGCGGUCUUUGUUGACUUCUCAGUUUAUAAUGCCAACAUCAACUUAUUCUGUGUUUUAAGGCUUGUAGUAGAAUUCCCUGCAACUGGUGGAGCAAUACCGUCCUGGCAGAUUCGCACCGUUAAGCUUAUUCGAUAUGUCUGCGGAUGGGACUAUUUCAUCAUCGCGUGUGAAAUUAUCUUCUGUGUGUUUAUCUUUUACUAUGUGGUGGAAGAGAUGCUGGAAUUAAGGAUUCAUAAAUUCAGAUAUUUUACCAGUAUUUGGAACAUACUCGACGUCGUGGUUAUACUGCUUUCUCUUGUAGCCAUUGCAUUUCACAUCUUUCGAACGUUAGAGGUGAACAGGCUGAUGGGAACACUGUUACAACUGCCUACCAUAUACGCAGAUUUUGAAUUCUUGGCUUUUUGGCAGACGCAAUACAACAACAUGAAUGCCGUGAAUCUCUUCUUCGCAUGGAUUAAGAUCUUCAAAUACAUUAGCUUCAAUAAGACAAUGACCCAGCUCUCUUCUACCCUUGCUCGUUGCGCAAAGGAUAUUUUGGGUUUUGCAAUCAUGUUCUUCAUUGUAUUUUUUGCCUAUGCACAACUAGGAUACCUUCUCUUUGGAACCCAAGUGGAAAACUUUAGCACCUUUGUAAAAUGCAUAUUUACUCAGUUCCGAAUUAUCCUUGGGGAUUUUGAUUAUGAUGCCAUUGACAAUGCCAAUAGGAUAUUAGGACCUAUUUAUUUUGUUACAUAUGUUUUCUUUGUCUUCUUUGUCUUAUUGAAUAUGUUUUUGGCCAUCAUCAACGAUACAUAUUCUGAAGUGAAAGAAGAGCUUUCAAACCAAAAGAAUGAGUUGCAGUUUUCUGAUAUAUUGAAACAGGGCUACAGGAAGACAUUAAUGAAACUGAAACUGAAGAAAGAGCGCAUAUCGGAUGUUCAGAAAGCUCUACAAAAUGGCACAAAGGAACUUGAAUUUGAAGAGUUUAAGAACAGUUUAAAAGAAAUGGGCCAUGAAGACCAUGAAAUCACUGCAGCCUUUUCCAGAUUUGACCAGGAUGGAAAUCGGAUUCUUGACGAAGAAGAACAAAAUAGAAUGAGAAAUAUUUUGGAGGAAAGACGGAUGGCUCUGAAUGCCGAAAUUGAGAAUCUGGGAAGGUCAUUCGGGAACAAGAGUUUAGAAGAUGGGGUGAAUUUAGCCAAAUUCAAGGAUAAGGUCUCUGCUAAAGCCAGUUGGGUCUCACAAGAAGAAUUUACAAUAUUUCUAAAGCGUCUUCAGCAACUGGAACUGUCCAUUGGAGGAAUCAUGAGAAAAAUUGAAUCUGUGGAACUGAAGUUAGAGACCAUGGAAACGAACAAAACAAAACAGACAAAUCUUGUGGAUAAUAGACAGAACAAUAUUGUAAAUGAAGAAAUUCUGCAUCGCAAUCUGGUUCCAAUCGUGAAACCAGAGAAAGAAGGCUGGGAGUCAGAGUACAAGCCAAGAAACGUUACAGACCCAUCUUUUAGGAACAGCAAUGCCCUCUACCCAAAUACAACUAGUGCAGACAAUUCAUUACAUUUCUCUCAGAACUAAAACGCUUACUGUCUUAACGUGUAUAAUUUACAACUCUCUCACCUUCAAAAUGCUUAAAGAAUGUCAUUUUAAGUAAAGUCACAAUGUAGUAGUUAAACUUAGGUACCAGCUAGUGAGAUCCCCAGAAAAAAAA
Molecule: messenger RNA, 2713 nt
Organism: Spea bombifrons (plains spadefoot toad)
Lineage: Eukaryota; Metazoa; Chordata; Amphibia; Anura; Pelobatidae
Gene: PKD2L1
Product: polycystin 2 like 1, transient receptor potential cation channel
Exons: 15
Coding region: 85-2580 (831 amino acids)
Biological process (GO): detection of mechanical stimulus; potassium ion transmembrane transport
Cellular component (GO): membrane
Molecular function (GO): muscle alpha-actinin binding; calcium ion binding; calcium channel activity
Source: RefSeq, a predicted model, not a curated record